GUGACUGUUAACGAAUAGAAUGCAGCUGGAAGUAAUGAGCGCAGUCAAGGACAAACAGCCUCGCCACACCUUGGUUUAGUGGCUGUUGAAGGGUGACUUCACCUCCUACCGUGGACACGGCUCUAACAUUACCCAACAUAGUAUAGCUAUAACUAUAGCUUCUUCUGUGCAUCUCCAGUGUCCACUGCGAACGCCUUUGAGGAAGCAGCAGCUCUCAAACAAUGGAGAGUGACAGAGAGAAGCUCAAUCUGAAGAGGGAAGUGGGGAUUAUAGGAGCUGUGUCAUUCAUUGCUGGAACCAUGAUAGGAUCUGGGAUCUUCAUAUCCCCCCAGUAUGUGCUGUCCACUAUUGGCAGCCCCGGUGCUAGCCUUAUUGUAUGGGCUUGCUGUGGGUUGAUAGCCAUGCUGGGGGGGCUCUGUUAUUCUGAACUGGGCACAGUCAUACCAGAGUCUGGAGCGGAGUAUAUCUACAUGCUGCGGACAGCAGGGAGAGUGGUGGCUUUCAUGUUUGUCUUCAGCUUCAUCAUCGUCAUGCGGCCUGCCAGUGCCACAGGAAUUGCCCUGAGUUUUGCUGAAUAUGUUGUGGCCCCAUUUUACAGUGGCUGCACCCCUCCACAACUGGUGGUGAAGUGCGUGGCUGCGGGAGGUAUCAUGUUGCUGGCCAUAGUUAACUGUCUGAGCGUCCGCUUGUCCACCACCAUCCAGGUGGUUUCCAUGGUAGUCAAAGUGCUGGCGCUGGCAGUGAUCGCACUUGGAGGUGUUGUGAUGCUUUUCCAGGGCAACACGCAGAACUUUGACAACUCCUUUGAGGGAACAAACGUUGGCAUCAACUCCAUUGGUAUUGCUUUCUAUCAGGGCUUGUGGUCCUAUGAUGGCUGGAACACUCUGAAUUAUUUAACUGAAGAGCUGAAGCAUCCAGAAGUCAAUCUUCCGAGGGCGGUUGUGAUAGCCAUUUCUCUGGUGACUGGCUUGUAUCUGCUGGUGAACGUGAGCUACCUGACUGUAAUGACGCCCAAAGAGCUCAUGUCCUCCAGCGCCGUAGCAGUUACAUGGGGGAAUAAGGUGUUAGGAAGCUGGGGGUGGAUCAUGUCCGUGGCUGCAGCACUGUCAGCUUUUGGUUCACUGAACGGGACCUUCUUCAGCGGCGGCCGUGUGUGCUUUGUUGCAGCCAGGGAAGGACACAUGCCAGAUAUUCUGGCCAUGGCUCACGUCCGCAGACUGACUCCAUCCCCAGCUCUGAUCUUCACCACUCUCAUCUCUCUGGUGGUUCUGAUCCCUGGAGACUUUCAGAGUAUCGUCAACUUCUUCAGUUUCACUGCCUGGUUUUUCUAUGCCAUCACCCUGUCUGGACUCCUCUAUCUCAAGAUCAAGAAGCCAGAACUCCCGAGGCCAUACAAGGUUCCCAUCAUUUUCCCCAUCCUGGUCCUCAUUGCAGCAGUAUUCCUUGUGCUGGCACCCAUCAUUGACAAUCCUCAGAUUGAAUAUCUCUAUGUGACUUUAUUUAUCUUCAGUGGAAUCAUAGUCUACAUACCCUUCAUCCAUUACAAGCUCUGCCCAGGCCUGUUGACCAAGUUAACAGUGUUCCUGCAGCUGUUCUUAGAAGUCGCCCCAGCCGAGAAAAACCUGUGAUUUCCAGUUGUUAUUCAUCUGCUUUUUAAAUUCGCCUGUUUAAGCUAUGACACUCAAAUACUGCAUGUUGCAUUCAGCCACCACUUACUGUGUAACCAAUCUCCCAUUCUCUCUGCUACUGUGAACACACAGAUUUUAAAAUCUACAGGAUAGUGCUGCAAACUGUAAUCUGCUUGUAAAAUUAGCUCCAAAAAGCAUUCAUAAUUUUCUUUAGAUUUCCUGGCAUGUAUUGCCUAUUUGCACGUGUGCACUUAGUAUUUAUUUUGCUGACUUUUGAUUCUUAGUCAAAUUAGAUAGCAUGUGAAGAAAAUGUUUACAAAGUUUGCCUGUGCAAGUUUUUGUCUCUAUUUCAGUUUAUUAUAAAUGUUCAUUUGCGAAAUGUUCCAGAUCAUACAUUUGUCACAACAUAGCAGCUCUUCCAGGUGCAUAAGACAUAAACUGCAGCAACCUUUCUAAAGAACUACAGUAUUUGUAACUUGUGAUUUCAACAACUUUAGGAAUUAGCAGCUGUUCUUCAGAAACAGAACAUGAGAAGAAAGCAUGGCUUAUUAUUGUUCUCAGUAUGUCAGUGCACCACUUUGGUCCAGACUGUGGUUCAACAACUGAUGGGUGGCUUGAAAGGUUGUGUAGGCUUCCAUGUUUCCCAGAGGACGAACCCAAAAGGCUCUCCAAAAGACAUGCAUGCUAGCAUUGCUGCUGUAAGCAUCUUAGUAUGCUAAUGUUAGCAUUUAGCUCCCAGCACUGCUUUGCUUGACUGCAGAUUCUUUUCUGGCUUACUGGCAGUCCCCCAUUUCUUGCCAUAUUCAGUAUUUGGCAUUUCAAAUUAUGUGCAGUAUAUUUUGUUAUGUCUUAACUGGACUACAAGAUUGAUAAUAAGUUAUCUAGAUGGAA
Toxotes jaculatrix (banded archerfish) is the source of this 2519-nucleotide messenger RNA. Its product is annotated as b(0,+)-type amino acid transporter 1-like. Gene Ontology annotation, molecular function: L-amino acid transmembrane transporter activity. Gene Ontology annotation, cellular component: membrane. NCBI's taxonomy places the organism in Eukaryota, Metazoa, Chordata, Actinopteri, Toxotidae. Gene Ontology annotation, biological process: amino acid transmembrane transport. The record is from RefSeq and is a predicted model, not a curated record. The transcript is spliced from 6 exons. The coding region runs from base 222 to 1628 and encodes 468 amino acids.